Messenger RNA from Triplophysa dalaica, 4045 nucleotides. RefSeq names its product probable E3 ubiquitin-protein ligase HERC3. Bases 611 to 3589 code for a protein of 992 amino acids. NCBI's taxonomy places the organism in Eukaryota, Metazoa, Chordata, Actinopteri, Cypriniformes, Nemacheilidae. Gene Ontology annotation, biological process: protein ubiquitination; ubiquitin-dependent protein catabolic process. The transcript is spliced from 24 exons. Gene Ontology annotation, molecular function: ubiquitin protein ligase activity. The record is from RefSeq and is a predicted model, not a curated record.
UAUUGCUUCUGGUUUGUACAUUUGAAUUCACAGAAAUCCUACAAAGUAUGUUAUGUUGUCUCUCAAAACACAUCAGUUUUUUCUCACAUCCAUAACCCACGAUAUUUCGCUCUUUUAAAAUACACUGCCCGUCCAAAAAAAGUCACCACAUGGAUUUAACCCAGCAAAUAGGUAAGAGCUUCCCAUUAGAUUGGAGGUCACGGUUCAGCAAAGUUACCUGACAACAUAAACUGUUUUUUCUUCCCUGAUGGCAAAGACAUUCAAUUAUUUGAAUGAAUAAUAAUAAGAAUAAGUAUAUGUUGUGAAUAGUAAAAGACGUAGAUCCGUGCAAUGAUUAACGGGUUGGUGAAUAUGUGACCUAAGGAAAGUCAAAAUAAAAUUUCCACAACACGGAUGCACAGCGUGAGUUUAGCUUUCGUUUUCGAUUCAAAACGUCACAUCACACACCCCUUUCGUCAUUUAUACAAACAAUAAAAAACAAGAACAUUGAGUCGGUAUGUUUCUCUAUUUAGUUUCGUUUUGUGGGAAGUCGCUGUGCAUUUCUCAGACUGGUCUGUAAGUCCAGUCUUUAGUGUUUAAUGUGCCACUGACGUUUUCAUCAGCUGUGGAGAUGUUGUGUUAUUGGGGAGCGCAGGUUCGAGAGGGCUUCGGUUUACCUGACAAAGUUAAACACGUGAAUGACGGAAUAAUCUGCGUGUGUCCAAAAUCAGAAAUUCAGGAAAUGUCAGCAGGAAAAUGUUUUGUUGGAUUCAUUCGGAAUGGAAAAGUUUCGGUCCUCAAACUGCGCGGUGAACCCAAUGGUCAUGAUGGAAGACUAAAAAGUCCAUCCUUAAAAGACAGUUUCAGAUUAAUAGACUGUGGAGAAUCUGCUGCUGUUCUUCUUACUCAUGGAGGAAAUGUUUUCACUAAUAUGGAAUCUCCUCUUGAGUACAAACCUCUCAAAGACCUGUCCAACAGACAUGUGAUUCAGAUCUCAUGUGGAGACCAGCAUUCAAUGGCAUUAACACAGGAGGGUCAGGUGUUUGUCUGGGGUGAGAACUCUCAUGGUCAGCUGGGUCUGGGUGAAGGUCGAUCUGGAUCUCAGACUCCUCAACACGUUCAGUGUCUGGAUGGGGUUCCACUGGCUCAGAUCAGCGCUGGAGGAGAUCACAGCUUUGUGUUGUCUCUCUCUGGUGUUGUGUUGGGCUGGGGGAAGAACUCUUCUGGACAGUUGGGUCUGGGAGACACUACAGACAGGCAUGUGCCAACAGUUGUGAAAAGCCUGAAUGGAAAGAAAACUCAGUUCAUCUCGUGUGGAGGAGAACAUACUGCAACUUUAUCAAAGGGAGGCACUGUGUUCACAUUUGGGUCGGGAGUUUUUGGUCAACUUGGACACAACUCAUUUAAAGAUGAACAUCUUCCACGAGUGGUUUCUGAACUGUGGGGCUCUAAAGUGUCACAGGUCACAUGUGGGAGACAUCACACGCUUGUGUUAGUGGCGUCAUCAAAGCAGAUCUAUUCAUUUGGAUGUGGGACGCAAAGGCAGCUGGGAAAUGGACAAAUGAUCAACCAGUCUGUGCCAUCACCAGUACACCUCCCAGCUGAAUUUUAUGAUGAAUAUGCAAUUGGAAAAGUCAUUGCUGGGGAGAACCAUUCCUUUGCCUUGUUCUAUAAGGUACAUGGAAAUGAGUCAACAAAUCUUGAGCCCGAUCAAAGCAGAAGGAUUGUGACAUUAGAUGACAAAAUGAUCGACCAAUGGGUGUCUGAAUGUGAUUCAAAUGCAUGGAAAACAACACAAAAGAAAAUAAGCAAAGUCUUCUCAUCUGCUGCCUGUUUGAAUGGAAGUUUUCUGAAAACAAGUUGUGAUGAGCAUUUCCAGACUUCUGCUGAGUUCUGUGGUUUGGAUUUUGACCUGGUCAAGAAAUCAUUUGCAAAAUUAGCAGUGAAUAAAAGGGUGAUGUCAAAGGUUGUGGAGACUGUUGGGAAUGCAACGUUGCCGACUAGUCCAGCUAGUGUGGAAGCUCUGAGAGUUUAUCUUCUCCUCCCAGAGCUCAUCAGAGUCUGCCAGAGACAACACAGAGCUAAACUUCUUGAAGUGCUCGCCUCCAAUAUCGUUCAGCUGAAUUCUGAUGCUCUUAAAGUGUUAGAAACGUACUGGUCCAAACUCCCUUACGAUUGUCUCAAAGGCCUGGUGAAGUUAUUUCGCAAAGAAACUUCAAAGUCAAUUGGCAGGAUUGCGGUUGAUGGCAUAAACUUGAACGCACGGAAACGUUUGGAGCAACUUGCCCAGGUCCUGCAGAUGGUCUAUAAGGUCUGCUGCAAUGCCCACAACAAAAUCACAAAAAGUCAUUUCAUCAUCAAUGAGAUUAAUGAUCUACUUGAUACGCUGCAAUCCAUCACUGAAGAUUUAAACAACAACUGGUGGUUGCGUAACUGGAAUGGAAACCUUCAAGCCUUGACGGAUCUGGAAAACUACUAUGAUCAAACGUUAAAGAAGCUAAAAUCAUUUCAAUGCAUCUUUAACCUGGAAGCCAAAUGCAGGUUUAUGAAAAACACAUUACGUCAGAGUUGUUAUCAGCUGGUGUUAAGACGCACAGCACUUCUGGACGAUUGUUUCAGGGAGUUGAAAAAAGCCAUUGAUCAAGAUCUCAAAGGAGGGCUGACGGUCCUUUAUGCUGAGGAUGUCACAUAUAGUUCCAAUGUCAACAGGAGUGACUUUUUCUUCAACGUGUUCAAGGAGUUGCGUGAACUGGACUCUCAGUUCUUCAUGUACAAUGACAAUAAAACUAUUUUCUGGUUCCCAUCACAGCCGAGUGUGGAGAAGGAGAAGUACUUACUGCUUGGGAUUUUGUGUGGUUUGGCCUUCAACAACAAUUGUGUUGUGCACCUGCCCUUUCCUUUAGCUUUAUUCAAAAAACUUCUCAACGUCAAACCAACUCUUCAAGACCUGAAGGAGUUUGACCCAGUUUUUGGCCAGAGUUUGGAGCAUGUUCUCAAUUACAGCGGUGAUGUUUUAGAGGAAAUGGAAAUGCCGUUAACGGUCACUUGGGAUGGAAGAGAGGUGGAAUUGGAUCCUACUAAUCCAGGAAACAUUGUUACAAAUUCUAACAAAACAGAAUUUGUGGACAAUUGUGUGGAUUACAUCUUGAAUAAAUCUGUGGAGGACGUGUUUGAAGAAUUCAAGACAGGCUUUUUCAAAGGAUGUGACAGAGACUUGGUGGUGAUGUUUGAACCCGAGGAGCUGAGAGGGUUGCUGUUGGGCAAUGAAGACUAUGACUGGGACAUACUCAAACAGAACGCAACAUAUGAAGGAUUGCUUUCUGCCGAGCAUUUGACCGUCAUCUCAUUUUGGCAGGUGUUUGAAGAACUUACAUCUAACCAAAAGAAGACUUUCCUAUUGUUCUUGACGGGUUUCGAGCGAGUUCCCAUUCUGGGUAUGAGUCAGGUGAAGAUGAGAGUGAGGAACCUGUUAAACUCAACUGAGGAACAUCUGCCACAGGCCCUGACGUGUCAUUCCCUGUUAGAACUUCCUAUUCAUCAAAGCAAAGCAAAACUUAAGGAGAAACUCAUCGAAGCCCUCAACCACAAGAGGGGUUUCUGGGAGGAAUGAGUUGUUGUGAUUUUAAUGUGAUAGUGAAUUCCUAAAAAUGAAAAUUCUGCCAUGUGUAUAAUGUUAUAGCUUUGCUUAAUUAAAAAAUCUGUUUUUACAAGAUAAAGCAUUUCAAGGUGAAACGUUGCACUUUUUACAUGCACUUUGACAUCAAAUGGUACAAAUUAUGGGAUCUGGUAUUUUUAUGAAGUUAUAAGUUGUAUUUGAGUUGUCUAAAAUGUUAUUAUUUAUGUUUUUAAACAAACUGCACUUUUUGAUUUUACAAGCUCCUACUUAUUUCUGAUAUUCUCAAUAUAACAAUUUUACAAACCCAGCUUUUAUUUAACCCAGUGUGACUUUAACAAAAGCCAUGGGUCGGUUUUUAAGGGGAUGUUGAUAAAGAAACAAAACAUCACUGUAAAAAGUCUAUUUAUUUUAAAAUAUCCUUGUCUUCAAAAUAUUAUUUUGUUGCUAAUU